AGGCCCGGACAAAUGGACUUCUUCACACUAAUGGGCCGACCCACACAGUCUAAAAUUCGGAGUCGGCGGCGACGACGGCCACCUCCGCCUUCUUCUACUCUCCGGGCUUCGGUCACUGAUUCCGGCGGCAAGAUUUUCCCUCUUCCAGUCACUGAUUCCUAUUUAUCCUUCAAAAUUUUAAAUUUCUGAUCUGAGAUUAGGGUUUUCUGAAACCCAGCCAUGUCUAAGCGCAAAUUCGGAUUCGAAGGAUUCAGGAUGAACCGCCAAGCGACUUACAACUUCGAGCGGUCUCAACCACCGCAGCGCUUCAAUUUAUGUUGCGUUUUCCGUUCUUCUUGUUGUUGAUUAUCAUGGAAUGAGUGAGCCGGAGAUUGCUGAAUACCAGAGGAGCUUGGCUAUUCGUGUUUCAGGUUUUGAUGCACCAAGGCCAGUUAAGACGUUUGAGGACUGUGGGUUUUCUCCAGAGUUAAUGUGUGCUAUUGCAAAACAAGCAUAUGAAAAGCCUACAGCGAUUCAAUGCCAAGCCUUACCAAUUGUUCUCUCUGGGAGGGAUAUUAUUGGAAUAGCAAAAACUGGUUCUGGUAAAACUGCUUCAUUUGUGCUUCCAUUGAUUGUUCAUAUUAUGGAUCAGCCUGAACUUGAGAAAGAAGAAGGUCCAAUUGGAGUGAUAUGUGCACCUACUAGAGAACUAGCACAUCAAAUAUACUUGGAAAUGAAGAAAUUUGCCAAAUCAUAUGGGAUACGCGCCUCUGCUGUUUAUGGUGGAAUGUCCAAGCUUGAUCGGUUCAAGGAACUGAAGGCUGGAUGUGAGAUAGUUGUUGCUACACCAGGUCGGUUGAUAGACAUGCGAAAGAUGAAGGCAUUGACAAUGAAGAGAGCAACUUAUUUGGUACUUGAUGAGGCAGAUUGAACGUUUGACCUUGGAUUUGAGCCUCAAAUAAGGUCCAGAGUUGGUC
This is a messenger RNA of Rubroshorea leprosula, 956 nucleotides long. NCBI's taxonomy places the organism in Eukaryota, Viridiplantae, Streptophyta, Magnoliopsida, Malvales, Dipterocarpaceae. The record is from the annotation of a GenBank genome assembly.